GAGAGAGAGGGCUGGAUGAUUCAGUACCAAUCACUGAUGGGUUACAGAUGCGCUUUGAAGCCGAUCUCACAUUUUGAAGCUUGGCAGUCGCAUGGUGUUUUUCCUCCACGUUGCGUCUUGAUUAGUAUUAGUAUUUGCACCUCGAAUAACCCGCAUGCUGGUUGGCUGAGAGGCAGUCAUCCCAUCUUGGUGAAACAAACUCGCCCUGCUCUACAUCGAGGAGGAGGAGGAACCAAUCGCAUCGCCUCUACACACACACACUCACACACACUGCUUUAAUUUUUCUUAAUAAGCGGCUGUUUGACAAAGCCGGUCACGGACUGCAGGGGCUGUGGAGGAGGUGGACCGGUGCGAUGAUGACGGGCAAAUCUGUAAAAGACGUUGACAGAUACCAGACUGUCCUCAACUCUUUACUGGCGCUGGAGGAGAACAAAUACUGCGCUGACUGCGAAUCAAAAGGUCCAAGAUGGGCAUCCUGGAAUCUGGGCAUCUUCAUCUGUAUCCGCUGUGCCGGUAUCCAUCGAAACCUGGGGGUCCACAUCUCCAAGGUCAAGUCUGUCAAUCUGGACCAGUGGACACAGGAGCAGGUUCAGUGUGUGCAGGAGAUGGGAAAUGCCAAAGCCAAACGUCUCUACGAGGCUUUCUUACCUGAGUGCUUCCAGCGCCCAGAGACGGACCAGUCUGCAGAGAUCUUUAUCAGGGACAAAUAUGACAAAAAGAAGUACAUGGAUAAGGUCAUUGACAUCCAGAUGCUCAGGAAAGAAAAGAGCUGUGACAAUAUUCCCAAGGAACCUGUUGUGUUUGAGAAGAUGAAAUUGAAAAAAGACAUCAGCCCCAAGACAGAUUCCCAGUCUGUCACAGACCUGCUUGGAUUAGAUGCCCCUGCUCCUAGUCCUGCAGUGUCUAAUGGUGGAGGAUGUGUUCCAGACAGUAAUGAGAGCCCAGCGGCGUCCAAUCCAGCUCUGGCGCACUCUGCGCUGGAUCUCUUCAGCUCCCUGCCAGCACCCUCCUCUGCUUCCUCCGCUAAAACCACGCCUGUUUCCAGCUCCAUGCCUCAGAGCAGAGUGACUGCCUCGGUGCCUGAAAACCUCAGUUUGUUCCUGGGUCCGACGCCCAAAGCGGAAGAGGGCACUGUCAAGAAACUGUCCAAGGACUCUAUACUCUCCCUGUACGCCUCUACCCCGUCGGUACACGCUAGCAGCAUGGCGACUCACGCAGGCUUGUACAUGAACCAAAUGGGAUACCCGACACACCCGUAUGGAUCGUACCAUUCUUUAGCCCAGGCAGGUGGAAUGGGCGGCACCAUGAUGACAUCGCAGAUGGCCAUGAUGGGCCAGCAACAGAGCAGCAUGAUUGGAGUUCAACAGAACGGCAUGAUGGGACAGCAGAAUGGCUUAAUGGGUGCCCAGGGUGUCAUGGCCCAGCCUAGUGGCGUCAUGACGUCACCCUACAUGACAGGGAUGACCCAGGGCAUGAUGGGACAGCAGCAGACUGGCAUGAUGGUACAGCAGCAGAGUGGGAUGAUGGGGCAGCAGCAGGUUGGAGGUGUACCUCAUCAGCAGAUGUAUGGCGUGCAACAUGCCCAGCAGCUGCAGUGGAACCUUACCCAGAUGACUCAGCACAUGGCGGGAAUGAAUCUCUACAACACCAAUGGCAUGAUGGGAUACAGCAGUCAACAAAUGGGAGGUUCGACAACUCCGAGCUCAGCGCACAUGACAGCACACGUUUGGAAAUGAUCUCAUGUAUCCAGGAAGUGAUGUAACGCCAAUAACCCACAAAAGAGAGGGGAACUGAGUCGUAGGAUUCUGUGGAUCAGACUCUCCGGGAGACAUUUUCUAAUGCAAGGGAGGAGGAGGAGAAGGAGGAGGAGACAGGUGUGAAGAAGAAGAAGGUUUGGGAAACCACUACUACCUCUCUUUCUCUCUCCUCUCUGCCCAUGCUUCCUCUUUUCGACCCAUCCAUGGCCAUGUUUUGCAUAUUUCCAUGCUUGCCUUCAGAACACUUUGGUAUGAUGACCAAGACAACAGGGUUCAGAGGUUUGCUGGUUAGGACGACACAUCUUUCUUUGUACCUAGCCUCCAUGUGCGAGUGUUUGCACGCACAUCGGCUAUAUGCGGGUGUCAACUAACUGCUGACUUAAAAGUAGUUUUUAGGAGAAUUUUACAGUUUUUCUUACUUGAUCAGAAUCAGGACUCAGAGAACAGCUUAGCCGAACUUAACUCAAUUGGAAGAGGUACUUGAAUAUUGGCGUUAAUUGAAUCAAGACUCGUUUCUCUUAAAAUGAGGGAAACAUACUGUGUUGCUAGGCUAACGGGUUAAUGUUUUCUAAUUUGUUAAAUAGUUUAACAUUGUGGGAAAUAUGUUUAUUUGCCUUUUUUGCUUAGAGUAAGAUGAAAAGAUUGAUACCACUCUUAUGUCUGAGCGCCAAAUAUGAGGCUACCAUUAGCAGCUAGUUAGCUUCGCUUAGCGUAAAGACUUGAAACAGGGCAAACGACUAGCUUGACUCUGUCCAAAGGCAACGUUAAGGUAUUAACACAUUAUAUCUUGUUCGUUUAAUCCAUACAAAAACCAAAGUGUAAAAAUGACACAUUGGGGUUUCAUGUGGGAACUAUUUUUUGGUCAGUAACUUCCUGGAGUCUUGCCGUCACCAUGAGGUUGCCAGGCUUUGUAUGGAUAAAACACAUGAGCUUUAGAUAUGCGGAUAGGUGGAUUUUGUUAGCUUUGGACAGAGCCAGGCUAGCUGUUUCCCUCUGCUUCCAGUCUUUGUGCUAAGCUAACUUGCUGCUAGCGUUAGCUUCACAUACCUUGCAGUCACAAGAGUGGUAUCCUCUCAUGUAACUGUUGGCAAAAAAGCAAAUGAACAUAAAGUUUUUGUAAAACCAAAAUGUCAAACUAUUCUUUUAACCUAGCAUUAAAAAUGUUUCUUAACAAAAGAUAGAGAAUGUACAUUACGUUGUGUAGGACAAGGGCGCUAUUUUGUGAGGAACAUGCUCCGUUAUCUCUAGGUUAGUGUGUGCAUCGGAUACUGACUGUAAUCCAGUGUUGGGCUGCCAAGUCAUAUGGAUCUAUGUUGUUUAUCCUCAUUAGUUUAUUCAACUGCCAUUGCUUGACCACUGUAGCAGCCACAGGUAACACAGCAUUAUCCUCGCAAAAUGGCGCCCCUGUAACACAGCGUGAUGUCAACUGCUGCCUUUAAAUGGAACUCUAGAGGUCACCUAGGCUAAGAAAGCUAGCGAGUAGGUUACGAGGAAAUGCAAAGACAAAAUGAGAGAGAAAAAAAGAUAUGGUCGUUGGGAAUAUCAACCUUUUAGCUAUUAGCCUAAUUUUAGCCGCAACCAUUUUUGUGAAGGAGGAACUACAGAUAUUUUUGCAGCCAGCUUUCAUGCGCACAGCAGUGAAGAGUUUGAUACAUUCGGUGACAAUCAUUUUAAAGUAUAUCAAUUAUAGGUGAAUCAAGCUAGGCUAGGCUAGGCUAGUGUCUUAAUUCAUCACACAAUGUCAAGCUGCAAGUAGGGAAAAGCAGGAAUGAAUUAGCCUGGGUCUGUAUGUAGGAAAAAAUCGUAAAAUCUUCCAAAAACCAAUGUAUCUCCAUCCUAAAUACUUAAGUUAUCCUACCUGUACAUCUAUAGUAAAAUGUAAGAAAUCCCUUUAGGUGUUGAUAAGUUCAUAGAGCCUCAGUUUCUCACAAGUUAAAGCAGCAGCAAAACCUACCUAAUCAGCCCUUACUCAUGAUGUCUUCUACUCAGUUUACAGAGGGCUUCUUUUAGAUUCGAUAUCUAAUCCCAACGUUAAGUGUCAAAAGUCCUAACCUGGAUUUUGGGAGACCAAAGAUCAAGCUAGCUUUAUUAAGGUUGUACAGUAUUCCAAUGCUUUGUUACAUCUGUGUAGCCACACAACUAGUGAUUAGUAGGAAAUCAAAUUAAGCAGUCCUUUAACAGUACACACUUGCUCGUACACGAUGAAUGUUUGGGCAUAUCAAUUCACUGUGCUAUUUCCUCAGCAAGGGUGGGACACUUACAAAGUCACUUGCAUGCAUGUAAAUGUUGAGGUAACGCUCACGCACCUCGAGUUAAUCUACCUUGUACAAUAGAGGCCUCAAAUCGUGUUGAAUGUCUGUAAAUAAGAUUGAGAGAGAGGUGGAAAGAGACAAACUUUAAGGUACAGAUCAGCCGCGUUUCAGAUUCUUCCACUGAAUUGCAUGAGGAGAAUGUUUAUCUAGCUCUGAUUGUAUGUACUGUAUGUUUAUUAAGAUAUCCGAAUGUGUCUCUCUGAAUGUUUCUCUCUUCAUGUUGAUCAGUCUCUGACCAAGACCAACAAAAUGUCUCAACGAAUGUGCGUCCUGAAUGUGUUUCACGACUGAACUGGACUCCAUUUGAAUACACACAAAACGAAUGAAUGUCUGUUUUUGAUAUUCUACGACUCGUGUACACUGUCUUUUGAAUGUCCUGUGGUCAACAGCGUCCUGUCCUGUUUGCAAGUUUUAAUGUACCUGUCUCAUCGUCAAACUAGGAGCAAACUGUGACCAGGCUGACGCAUUUUCAGGUCACUCAACGGGGGUGUUUACAAUUUGGCCAAACCACAUUGUGAAGCGAAAAGCGAUUGUACGACCACAAUCUGUCACCUCUCGAUGUUUUAGUUAACCCUUCUACACCUCGCCCACACGCCAUCUCUCUGUGUCCUGAUUUCUCUGAGAGCGUUUCUAAAGAUGUUCAUUCUUAUAAAUGCAUGAAGCCAUUGUGUAAAUAAUCUGUCUUUCUGUUUUUCUGUAGGAGUACUUAGGUGUUAAUUGCCACUCUGAAUGUGACGGGUAGGAGCUAAAAGAGAAAUAAAUUAACAUACUCUGGCAUAAUAAGAUUCAAACUAACUGCUGCCAAUAAACAAGCAGUACAGCCUUUCACAACUCAGAAACUCAUCCAUUCCUUCCAGGUAUUUCUUUCAAUUUUAGCUCAUUUGGUGGCAAUGGAGGCAACAGUGUGUCAGCAGCAGUCACUUUCUCUGCUGAGAGCAAUAUCACCAUAAGACAAUGUGUCAUCUCUGCAGUGUAACAGCAGAUCUGUCAGCAGGCGACGAGAUGUUUCUGGAGAAGCAGUAGAUUUCUGUCUCUGUGGGCGAUGAAGCUUCACCUGAGCUCUUUACGUUGUGAUCAUCUUUUAACUUUAGUUUGCUUGUGAUCAGUUCCUUUUUUUGUCUGGUAUAUUUUCUGUGAAAUAAGAGCAAUUAAAGGAAUGUAUCUUUUUAUGUACUUGUCAAUCAAGAUAUUGUGUACUUUAUUCUUUAUCAGAAUAUCUCUGUAUAUUGUGUUUCUUAAACAAGAUGGAUGAACAUGUACUGUAUAUUAGUUCUGCAUUUUUUUCACAUGCUUCGCCCCCUUUUGAUCUCAUGUCGACACGAUUAGUCACUUCAAUUUGAGAAUAUGUAACAUAUGAUAUUUGUCUCUGUGAAAACAUAAAAAAUAAAUAUUGUUUUGAUUAA
Molecule: messenger RNA, 5472 nt
Organism: Epinephelus moara (kelp grouper)
Lineage: Eukaryota; Metazoa; Chordata; Actinopteri; Perciformes; Serranidae
Gene: smap2
Product: small ArfGAP2
Exons: 9
Coding region: 354-1736 (460 amino acids)
Biological process (GO): regulation of clathrin-dependent endocytosis
Molecular function (GO): GTPase activator activity
Source: RefSeq, a predicted model, not a curated record